Molecule: messenger RNA, 1035 nt
Organism: Laetiporus sulphureus 93-53
Lineage: Eukaryota; Fungi; Basidiomycota; Agaricomycetes; Polyporales; Laetiporaceae
Product: adenosine kinase
Exons: 5
Coding region: 1-1035 (344 amino acids)
Biological process (GO): purine ribonucleoside salvage
Cellular component (GO): nucleus; cytosol
Molecular function (GO): adenosine kinase activity
Source: RefSeq, a predicted model, not a curated record
AUGGCCUCCUACUCCCUUUUCUGCAUGGGCAAUCCCCUGCUCGACAUGCAGGUCACCAACGGGGAGGAGCUCCUCAAAAAAUACGACCUCAAGGCGAACGAUGCCAUCCUCGCCGAGGAGAAGCACAUGCCUAUUUACGACGAGCUCGUGCAGAAGUACAAAAUAACCUAUCUCGCGGGAGGUGCUGCUCAGAAUGCAGCAAGAGGGGCAGCCUACGUCCUGCCUCCCGGAUCCGUGGUGUACACGGGGUGUGUGGGAGACGACGAGCUCGCUGAGCAGCUCAAAACGGCUAACAAACGCGAGGGCCUUGACGAGCGCUACCUCGUCAAGAAGGGCGAGAAGACGGGUGCAUGCGCGGUCAUCAUCACUGGGCACCACCGGUGUCUGGUGACUACCCUGCGCGUGGCGGAGAAGUUCGAGAAGGAGCACCUCGCUUCGCCGGAGGUUGCGCCCUGCAUCGAGAGCGCAAAGGUCUUCUACGUGGAGGGCUACUUCCUCACACAUGGUGUCGAGUCUGCGCUCGAGCUCGGAAAGAAGGCGUCGGAGGCAGGCAAGGUCUUCGUCCUGAACCUCUCCGCGCCCUUCAUUCCGCAAUUCUUCCAAGUACAGCUGCAGCAGAUCAUACCCUACUGUGACAUCAUCAUUGGCAACGAGGCCGAGGCUGAAGCAUGGGCGAGCGCCAGUGGCCUUCCCGAGCACAAGGAUCUCUCGAAGAUCGCUGCCGCGAUCGCCACGAUGCCCAAGUCGAACCCUUCGCGCCCGCGCACUGUCAUUAUCACGCACGGUCCUAAGCCCACCACAAUUGUGUCCGGCGCGGAGCCCGACGCGCCCAAGGUCGUCAACGUCAUUCCUCUGAAGGACGAGGAGAUCGUCGACACGAACGCUGCGGGUGAUGCGUUCGCGGGUGGAUUCCUGGGUGCAUAUGUGGUUGGGAAGAGCUUGGACGAGUGUGUUGAGGCCGGUCAUAAGCUGGGCUCGAUGUGCGUGCAGCAGGUCGGCCCACAAUACAAAUGGCCCAAGGUCCAAAUCUUGUGA